Messenger RNA from Kalmanozyma brasiliensis GHG001, 1860 nucleotides. RefSeq names its product Tryptophan synthase beta subunit-like PLP-dependent enzymes superfamily. Gene Ontology annotation, biological process: L-threonine catabolic process. The transcript has a single exon. Gene Ontology annotation, molecular function: threonine deaminase activity; pyridoxal phosphate binding. NCBI's taxonomy places the organism in Eukaryota, Fungi, Basidiomycota, Ustilaginomycetes, Ustilaginales. The coding region runs from base 1 to 1860 and encodes 619 amino acids. The record is from RefSeq and is a predicted model, not a curated record.
AUGGCAGCGACGGCCUCCUCUUCCGCGGCGGCGUACCUCGCCGGGCCCUUUCCCACCGGCCGCGCCCUCACCGAGCACGAUGUCACUCCCUCUGUCUCCCCCACCCCCUCGGAAGAAAACGCACCCCCCACGCACCUCUACACCGACCUGCCCCCUCACCUCAUGCAAGCCGACAACACGCCCGACUAUCUCCGUCUCAUCCUCAACGCCGACGUCUACGAUCUCGUCAAACAAACCCCCUUGCAACCGGGUGUCAACCUCUCCACCAAACUCGGCUGUCAAGUCCUUCUCAAGCGAGAGGACCUCCAGCCCGUGUUCAGCUUCAAGCUGCGUGGUGCGUUCAACAUGAUGCAGCAGCUCGAUUCCGAACAGAAAUGGAAGGGUGUCAUCGCGUGUUCUGCGGGGAAUCACGCGCAGGGGGUGGCGAUGGCGGGUGCGCACCUCAGCAUCCCGUGCACCAUCGUCAUGCCCAAGGGCACACCCGAGAUCAAGACGGCCAAUGUCAAGAGGAUGGGUGCCAAAGUCGUUUUGUUCGGCCAAGACUUUGAUGAGGCGAAAGCCGAAUGCACGAGGCUAUCCCAGGCGUACGGGUUGACCAUCAUUCCACCAUUCGACCACCCGCGCGUCAUCGCAGGACAGGGGACGAUCGGGGUCGAAAUCUGCCGUCAGACCGACAUGUCGACGGUCGACGCCAUCUUUUGCUGCGUCGGCGGCGGUGGGCUGCUCGCUGGCGUCGCGGCGUACAUCAAACGCAUUGCCCCUCCGCACGUCAAAGUCAUCGGCGUCGAGACCUUCGAUGCGGACGCCCUAGCGCAAUCGCUGGAAGCCGGGCAUCGAGUGCUUCUCAACGAAGUCGGGUUGUUCGCCGACGGCACAGCAGUUCGCAUCGUCGGCGAAGAGUGUUUCCGCAUCUGUCGUCAAACCGUCGAUGGCGUAGUUCGCGUUUCGAACGACGAAAUCUGCGCUGCGAUCAAGGACACUUUCGAAGACACUCGCUCCAUUCCAGAACCCUCCGGUGCCCUCGCCGUUGCUGGGAUGAAACGAUACAUCGCCACGCACAACCUCCAAGGAUCGGGCAAGAAGUUCGUCGCUCUUGUUUCCGGGGCGAAUAUGAACUUUGGUCGUCUGCGCUUUGUAGCCGAACGCGCCGAGUUGGGAGAGAACAAAGAGGCACUGUUGAGCGUCGAAAUCCCCGAAGAACCGGGAGCGUUUCUCAAACUGCACAACCACAUCAACCCGCGUGCGGUGACCGAAUUCAGCUAUCGAUAUGGCGAUAGUAGGAAGGCGCAGAUUCUGCUGUCGUUCAUGUUGAACGGGACCAAAGCGCCCACGGCUGCUGCUGCGUCGACAGGAGCGAUGCCCGUUCCGGAAGGCAUUGCUGAAGGGGCCAACUCGCUCAGCUCGUCCACUGCGUCCAUCAACGAUCCUGUAGCGCUAUCCAACUCCCUCGCGGCAUCCAGCCUGGGGAACGGCUCGGAACUCGAUUCGAUCCUCGCCGCGCUCACCGCGGACGGGAUGACACCCAUCGACCUCUCGGGCGACGAAGUGUCCAAAUCCCACCUGCGCUACCUCGUCGGUGGCAAAACGGCCGUUCCCAACGAGCGAAUCUUUCGGUUCGAAUUCCCCGAACGUCCCGGUGCACUGCGCAAGUUCCUCGUCGGCAUGCAGAGCGGUUGGAACGUCUCCCUCUUCCACUAUCGCAACCACGGCGCGGACGUAGGCAAGAUCUUGCUCGGUAUUCAGGCACCCGAAGCGGACGGGCAGGAGUUUGACAAGUUCCUGAAGGAGUUGGGAUACCAGUAUCACGAGGAGACGGAUAACCCCGUGUUGAGACGCUACCUAGGCCCCACCAGUGCUUAA